AUGGACUGUUGCCAGUCUGGUAAUCCGGUCAGCAAACGGUCGUUUUUUUUUUCCCGCAGGUCAUUAGGAGUAGGAGGGUCCGACGGCUCUGAUAUCCGGCCGAGGCGACGAGGCCCCGCCCACCGCCUCCUUGUUCCGCGGUGCACUACUCCUCGACCAUACAUUUUUCCCUGGUUAUGUCUUCAUCAAUUCUUCUCUUCUAACACCUUUUGUCUUUCAUUUUUUAAGAUUCUGUCUGCAAAUAUUUACUUUUUUUCACAAGCAUUUCUAAUUCCUUUGCUUCCAGUUCGAAAAAGUUGCUUAUUCCUAUCUUUAACAUUUCUGAAAAACCUUUUUUUGCUUUCAUUAUUUUUUUGUUUUUUUGCUUUUUUUUCAAUUCCUCUUCAAAAAUUAAAAAAACCAAUUUUUUUAAAGUUUUUUUGCAAAAUUCACUUUUGAUUUAGAUUUUGAGUCCAGUUUUUUUUGGAUAGUAGAAUAGAAAAAAAUGGAGAAUCGAGGCUCCAUAAGGAAGGUCAGAUUAUUUUUUUUGACAGAAAAAAAUAUUUUGAUGAAUAACUUCAUUCAGAUAAAGUUUAAUCAAUAUUAAAUAGUCUUCGAAAAAUAAUUUGAUUGAAUUUGAUAUAUUUUUUGGAAUUUUUCGAAAAUGAGCACGAAAUAGGGAACCAUUUUCCAUCAUAAUCCUUUUUGGGAAAACUUGAAGAAAUACCUGAAAGAAUUGAAGAUUACACCAAAGAAAAGAUGCUUUUUUUGGCAGCUGAUCUAAUUACACGGCAAGUUUAGGUAACCAUUUCGCACCCCAAUCAUUUGAGGCUCCUUUGUUCGAAUCACAGGCCCCCAUUGUCUCCAAAAACGCUAUUACAAGGCCGAGAAACAAUGCACCCGGAUUACCGCCCUCUUACCUGCCCAUGUGGGACCAUUUGGUCUGUCCUUUAUAAUACCCCUUCAUAAUCAGAAUAAAAGAACGAAAAAAGUAAGGAAAGCGUCGGCGGAAGCCUAGUUUUUGGGGUUAAGCCGCGGUUGGGCCUAGCACAUAUUCAAUGCAAAUUGUGCCUCGGGGCGUCCACUCUCCACUUUGUUGUGUUGCAUUUAAGCCUGUCCGCCUCUUUUAGCUGAAAAACUUUGCCGAGCUCUCGUCGAGCAAUUAUUUCCACUGUUUGAAGUUCAUUUUUUCCUCUGCCUUUCUCCAAGCCGCUUCAUUGUUUUUCCUUCAUUCUCCGUUUUUUCAGACUACAUCGCAUGGCCCGUCGUUGAAAUGUCCUACAAGGUUCCCGCGCAGUUUUUGCUGCUCUUCUUUUUUCAACAAAUUUUCGCCGAUGAACUGAUUUCCACCAGGUGCCAAGCCCAAUGUCUACACAACAUGGAGAUCCGAUUGCAGGUGUGUUUUUUUUUUUGUUCAUUUCUUUUUUUAAUAGGAAGCUGAUUUUGGCGUUCCAGUUGAUUAUAGUCGUCAAGCUUCCGUUGAGAAAAUUUUUGUUGAGCUUCUGGGCUUUUUUAAAGAUUUUUUGCUGCAUUUAUUUGUUCUGCUGAAUUCUGAAUAGGUUUACUGGACUUCAACUAAGUAGGUCUCGCUGUUGCUAAUCGUGCUCGGACCAGCCAAAGUCCCAAGCGCCGCCAAUGUUUGGGCCAAUGUUUGACGUCGAUUGUCACCUGGUGGACCGUCCAUCAUCUCCGCGCAUGUCAUCGCAGCCCUCUCAUCUUCGCCGCCGUUGUUUUUGGACGUUUCCGUCGGCCUUUGCGAACUUCUCGCCGCCUUCCAUUCCUCUGUCUUCUGGCCCAAUCACCCGCAAUUCGCACGUCUCCACGGGUGGUUAUCGCUUCUCGGAUGGGGUUUGUACUAGCGAUUGACGUCUGAAGUUUUUGGUCGGAUGGACUCUAUUAAGACUUGUUCAAGUGGUGAUUUGGCAGAUUUGAAAAUUCAAUCAAAUACUUAAUUAUUUAGUUGUUAACUCAGUGAUCGCCUUUUGGCUAAGAUAAGUCAAAAAGGAAUUUCAUAAAAUUGAGACGCUCAAUUUUUUGGUUCUUCUGCUAAAUAAUUUUGGAAUAUAUUUUCGGUCGAAAAAAAAAAUGAAAUUUUAUCACCUUAUCAUCGCUUUUUUCAUUGAACUAAUUCUCGUCGAAAUUGAUUAGUUUCACUUUUAUUUCUACAUCUGGAAGCACAGGUCGUAACUCUGAUCAGAACUUAUAUUUUUCUAUUCGAAGUAGACUUUUCCAAGCUCCUAGCUUAGUUUUCUCCCACGCAAAUUUCUUCCCUAAUUCUGACGCCGUUCAAAGUCAAGCGAACACCCGUAGAGAACCUCCAAAUUCGGGCUUCCGGUUGCCGUUGGCCACGCGACUCGCGUAUUUCGACAACGAACAAACGGCUCCCAGCUUUGUUCUCGUUGCGCAACUUUUGCACCCAUUGUUCGUGUUUUGUGGGAACCAAAUGUUUAAUUAGCAUAUGGGUCUUCCUAUUGUUCAACCUGACUGGCGAAAACUUGCACUUGAGCGAAAGCAGUUUGUGAAAAAGACCACCGAAAACGAUCCCCUUCUCACUAUAAAAAAGGGUGGCACACCACAACCCGUCAAUUAUUGAACACCACACUGUAAUUAAAAUAAGGACGCCCUCAAAUUUUCCGAUUUUUCUUCGUCCUCAGCCAGGCGAUUUGAGAUUUGUGAAGGAUUCCUGGAGCUUAACACUCCGUGGUCCAUUAGUAUAUGUGUAUAUUCGGGCGGCGAGAACGGAUUAUGCACGUGAGGAAUCUUUCCAUUAGGCGACCAAAACGACAAUUAAAAUCGCUUCGUCAAGUUUCUCUCACUUAAGUUGUUUUCGUACCUUUUGAUUAGCGUUUUAUUUUUAUAAUUUGUACCCUAGGGAUAGUAAUUCAGACUUCAGUUUUAGUUUUCUUUGUACUGAAUGAAGAAAAAGGAUCAAUAAUUCUUCUAGUCGAUUUUUACGAUUGUAUUCCCAAGUCGCCUUCAUCAAAGGCCGCUUAACUGGCAUGUCAGGUUAAUGUGAUCGGGAUCGCUUUGGAUUACGCAACUCGCGAAGCCGGCCAACCAAAAUACACGAUAAAAGUUUUGGCGCAAGGGCCCUUUUCAAAAGACCCGCAGAAUGUUGCGCAACUCGUAUGGAUACACAGGUAAACCUGCUCGGGACAUGAUGCAUCGUUUCUGCUCACAGAAAUGUUAUUCCUAGAUGUUUCGUGAUUCUCAUGAAAGCCUGACCCCAAACAUGACCCUCUACCAAACAUACCUAUACAAAGGAACACAAUGGCACCUGACCGCUUCUCCUCUACCGCAUUAGAACAGCCAACGACUGUUUGCAACGGCCCGUUUGAUCUCGCCGUCCACGCAUGACCACUUGGAAGGCCCAGGUUUGCACUGCGUCGUCCACGUUUUAUAGUGCGGCUAGUGGGCUUUUAGAAAAAAUACUUCACUUCCUCCAUUGUAAAGCCGAAUGAAGCUUUUCGACAUCUUUCGACUUUCAAAAGAAAUUCAAAAUCCAUCGGAAUUUUUGAGAUUUAGUUACGAACUUUAACGGGAGACAAACAUAUUUUUUUUAAUUGAGAAAGUUUCAGUGCUAUUUAGAAGACUUUGGCUUGAAAUAGGAAAAAAUAGGAAGAGAUUUUCCGGAAGUGAGAUAAAGAUUUUUUGAGAUGGUUGGAUUGCUCUAGAUUCUUUCUUUUUCGAACCGGCCAAAGUUUGUUCAAAUAAGCCUAUCUGAUCCGGAAGCCGCCUGGCAGUAAUGGAUUAUUGACCUGAAACAGCGAAGAAAUGGUCGUGAGCCGACGACCGAUGAGCUCAUCAAUCAACAGCCCUGCCGACGUCACAUUAACGGUAAAAGGCGGACGGAGACAAAAGGCACCCGCUUUUUUUCUGCGCGUCACUCGAGAGGCUUCAUCCCAGAUCCUCUGAGGUCGACUCAAGACUGUAGAGUCUUGAAAGAACAAACUGCUUCAAAUCAAAGCUUUGAAACUUGAACUUGAGUAGGUUCUAGAGCAAAAUAAGAAGAUUGAUUAUGUUUCUGAUCCAGUUCAUAGUGAAUUCUCGUCCAUUUGCUACUAGAUGUGCAGAGAAAAUGAAUUUCUCAUUUUAGUCAAGUGCCACCAGAGGUCGGAAACGAAAAGGCGAGGCCAUAAUUAUGCGGGUUUUUUUCGACUAGGCCGACGAGGAGCCGCAAAUUUGAAUUUCCAUGUUCCAAUUGGAAAGCUCUUUUAGAAAGAGUCUCCUAGGAUGGUUUUUUUUCUGAUUUCGAGGGCUCAAAGGCUGGUCUGGCGACUGCUAGGUAUCAUUUUGCGUGUUUAUUUUCGCUUUGCGAUGAUUCGCAACAAGGUCAGGCUGCCCAUAUGUGGAUGCUGCUGACCUCCAGAUUCAUUACAUCCAGUCCACAAGUGUUUUUGGCGUGCCUCAUUUGGAAGCAAAUCACAAGGCGUCGUGGCCGUCAUAAACCCUUUGGUUAUGUCACCAAGGGCAGCCUUCACUUAAUAAUUAGACCUUCAUUGAAAUUUGCAUGGGAACUUGCCGAAAUAUUGCGCAAAGGACACUUGGCGAUGGCCACUCGAGAGUUGUGUCGCUUGAGAUUCCAAUGUUGGGUCCAUCAAAGGCUCGUAAAUCUCCGAGGUUUUCUGGCUCACCUCAACCUUACAACAACUUGUAGUAACAGCGGACCUUUAGUGCCCCCGCCUGACAGGUAAAUUGACCAACCAACGAUGUCGCAGAGUGCCAAAUGUUGGUUUAAGAACGGCAACUGUCGUUUCUCUAUUACUCUUUUUUUUCAUUAACCAAUUGACCUUUUCAUGGAGCGGUUUCGAUUCUCAUCUUGAGGCUUUUCCUAGUAAAGCCAGCUUUUCGUAGAUUUUUCAAAAGUUAGAAAUAAAGAUUGUUCCGUGGCGCAUAGCUGUUAUCCACAAGCCAAAAAUACGGCGAUAAAACCGCAGAUGAGGUACUCGAGGCGCGUCAUAAAAACAAGACGGCUCGUGCUUAAUGUUCAGUUGUUUGCAGCAGUGGAGGAGCUGGAGCAGCACAAAUCUGAGAAGAAAAAAUGUCGAAAAGGUUAUGACGGCCUCGUUAGUUAUAUUGGCAAAUAGCAAGACACGCGCAACUUGUCUCUUCACUAAUUGACUCGUCGAUCCCAUGGGUACCGUAACAGACGCAUCGCGACGGUUGUUAAUGGGUUCAGCCUAUCACGCGACAGAUCUUAUCACUGACGUUGUUGGUAGGGAAGACGGAGAGCCGUGGAAAGAAGCGAUUCAUCGGCUGUUUGUCACAUUAUUCCUCUUGAGGGCAAUUACCUAACCGACUGGCUCGUAAAAUCCAAAAUUUGUUGAUGGUUCACCAAGCUGGAGCCAAUUUUGGUCACUGUCCGGCUCAAUAACAAUCUAGGGACUUUUUCCAAUUGAAUGGUUUGAGAAUCGUUCAUGAGAAGAAGGAAAAUCAGAGUAUUUCAUGGUUUUGAAAACUGAGAGAGUUCCUUCAGCGGUUCACAGAUUAUAUCUUGGCCACCUUGUUUUUAUAGCCGUUCCGUUCAAAUUCACUACAUCAGAUUGGCCUAUCCGCUAUUUAUAUAUUGACUGGAAGCCACAAGGAAAGUUCGAUAACGAUCGCUGCGCGUAAGAUUUAUGCCCCGAAGGCUGAAAUUUCAGAGUGGAAAAAAAGAACUACGAGGCUACGGUAUCUGGGAACCGCACUCGUUAUUUAUGGUGAUCGUGUGUCGCUUUUUCUUUUGCUACAGACGACGCUUGUCGAUUUUUUCUUUCGGUUGCUUGUCAGUACGAAGAAGGGUUCAAGGCUGAACGGUGUCUAUUUUGCACAAUAGGUCUUGUUAUUCAAAAGAAUAAUUAGGUUGAGCUUGCUUUAGAAAAUUGAGAAAAACAUGGUUGAUGAAGAACAAGCUCAAGUUGAAGUAUUGAGUUAUAAUUUCGGAUAAUUUCGGUUUUUUUAUUUUUUUGGUUAUUUUUCUGGACUUUAUUUUUUUGAUUUUUUUGGGUAAAAAAAUGUUCAAAGAAAGCUAACAGGUCAUUUAGAAUAGAUUGGAACUUGCUUAAAAGUCUUCAAACCAAGUUUGGGAAAAUUUCGAAUCUUUUAAAGUUUUUCUAGUUCCUCUAGUUCCUCUAGUUCCUCUAGUUCAGUGGAAGAGAGUGUCAAAGUUUUGCUCAGCUUUAUCAGAAAAAUAAAUUCUGCACUAACCAAAAUCUUCGAGAAACAAAUGAAAAGUUGCUGUUCAACCUUAUCCGAUUUUUUGCCCUCCUGUCCUUCUGAACGCCAUGUGGCAUCUGUCGCCAGUUCCGCAGGAAAUUCGCGAGGACACGAGUCCGGCGCCGGAAAAUCUCCACACGUCGCGACCCACCGGCGCCUUAUCAUCGUCGAUCCGCGGCUGUUUACCCAAUUUAUGGCAAAUGGCGACAAUUGCCUCGUCCUUUUCACAGGAAUUGUGUACAAUUCUUCCAAUGUCAAAUCUUCCGUCGAACGGCAAUUUCGGACCUUUUUUCAGUGGGAUUGUUCUAGGGAAUCGGUUAACUUCUUGAAAGCAAAAAAAAAAAUCGAUUUUUUGAUUCUGCGAGUCUUUCUAGCUCUUCGGAUUUUGUGAAAUUUUUAGCGUCAGAAUCAAAGAGUUUCGAGAUUCUUUUGGUUAGGUAUUAUAGGAAAAUUAUCAAAAGGUGUUUUUUUCACCCAGAAAAGCUUUUGAGAAAAAAAAGCUCACUAAGAAAUAUACUGAAAUGUGGAUCGAAAAUCUGGGAUUUAGGUUCAAAUUUUCAUCUGAAGAGGUAGUAGGGUUAUUUUUUUGGGGAAAGGACUCGAAAAAUUUUUUUUUUUGUAAUUUGCUAUGCGUCGAUCGGAAGCCUUUCGAGAAUGAAAAAAAAUAAUUUCUCUCCCGAUAUUUCCUGUGAAAAGUCGUGAUCAGAAUCCACACGAGAUUUUUUUUUUCUGAUUUUCUUGAAGAAAAGCUGUUUUUAAGCUUUCUCAGCAAACUUUUGAAACCCUUUCGAUGUAGAACUCAGACACUUUUCUAGUCAAGUUUCAGUAGAAAUUGAAAUUUUGGAAGUUGAUAGUUUUAUUCUGAUCAAAGCCAAGAUUGGUCAAAAUCUGUGGUCAGACCGCAUGUCGUUCCGAACACGCGGUCAGCUCAUUCACACGCAAGUCCACUCGAGGUGCGAAGAAUGGAGAACACAAUAAAGGAUACAAUACGGCGGACCUCCGGACGCACUUCAUAAUUCCAUUGGCAAUGAGGGGCCGAGAUUGCUCCCUCCGCCGACACCUCUCUUCUACGCCGGAAGUACAUUAGGCAGCUCUUUUUGAGGGAGUUCCAGACACUUCUUUUCGUUCCAGGACUUCUACCGCUACAGUAGGAUGAAAGAAAGUACUUGAAAAGAUUGAUGCAAAUGCCACUUAGCGACGUUGGCACCUGUGUUUGGCAAGUGCCGAAGAAUCUGCGGCACGAUUCGCACCCAUUCCGACGCCGACAAAGCGGCUCUAACCUGGGAUUAGCUUGAAAAGGUGUUCAAAAAGGAUUUUGUUUGCUCUCGAGUCCCGAUCCUUUUAGCGGCUUCGUUGCAGAGUUACGCAACGCGAUUAUUCCGAGAUUCCUGGAGACGUUCUCCAGCUCUGCUACUCUUCCAAUUGGAACAGCCCAAUUAAACAUGUCCCUCAUUAUUAGCGCUCCUGGCGCUUUUGAUUGAGCCACUUGGUUGUUUGGCCGCAUUGCUGAGAAGCAGUUCCUCUUAAUUGAAUUAAUAAAAAGUUGAGAUACUGGAAAUCCGACGGAAUAGACUGGAAAAAUCAUAUUGUUUGGAACAAAUGAAAGGGCAAAUCUGGAGAUUCACCAAUUCUGUUCGAAUGGCACCGCAUCAAAAAUUCCGCUUGAGCUCUACCAUCUGGAUUCUUUGUGUGUGUUUCCCACGUCUCCAGAAUCUUUGAGUUGGAUUUUUAAUAACGCUUUGUGACAGGCUAAAGCUUCAAAUCUCCAGAUUUGCUUAGAUUUUUCUCGACUCUCCAAACUAUCAAUGAGCAUGACCUCAAAACAAUGGGACCCAUUUAUGGGGAAAAUAAGACGUUAAACGUUCAAUAGUCUAUAAUAGGAGUUGGCGCAGAAGAAAAGACACCUCCGGUAAAUCGAGACUCUUCUUUUGUUUGAGGAGAAAAAAGGUAGGCCACAAUUACCAGUUGGUUACCGGCAGCCCAGGUGCAAUUUCCUUGGGCUCUCUGACACAAAAAGAGCCUUAUUUACAGUAUAGAGCGGAAAAGUUGGUUGUUAAUUAUCCGCAACUUGCAACCGCACCGCCUAAUUGUAACCGUAGCGGUCUGUCAGAGCCGCCCUCUUUGUGUUAUUGUAGCAAACCGCGGCAAUUGAGCCACGAGCCAGUGAACAUCGCUUUUUUUCGAUUAUUAUUGGUUAGCCUAAACGAAGGCUUUGAAUGAAAUUGGAUGGAGAUGGAAAUUUUAAAACUUAUUGGUCGUUUCGGUUUUGAAAACUGCCGGCUCAGAGCCUGUUGUCAGGAAAAUUUCACUAGCACUAGUUUUAAAAAUUAUUGAAAAUUUUCCAAGUUAAACUAAGAAAAAAAGUAUAAGGGUACGGUAAAAUGAUUACCUGAGGCCAGAGGUAGAUGAAAAUUCAAGUUAUUAUGAAAAAAAUCGGAUUUCAAUAGUUUGAUGGUGUCAGAAGUUCGGUUGACUUGUACGGAAAACGGUGAUAAUUUUAACCCGAAAAAUUUAGUUUGGAUAUUUGAGUCCGAGCUCUAGCCUAAAUGAUCAGAAUUCAUUCAUUAACUUUGUAAAAAAUUAAUAAAUAAAGAAUUUUCAAACAAAACACUUUUUUUGAAUGUCAAAUUUUGUCAUUUUGGGAUCUUCAGUUGAUCCGUGAAGAACGCUUUCCCACCACUAAAGUUCUACUUGCACCCAGAACUUUUUAUGGACUCCAAUCAUUUGUUGAAGUAUGGCGAAAAUCACGUGUUGACGAGGCGAUCAAUCAACCCGCGGCCAAUGAAUCGUCCGGUUGCCGAAACCGACGAAAUUAGCAUAUUCAACAGACGCCUGUGCACACAGAAGGACCACAGGGCCAAGAUAAAUUGGCGCCAAUCAAAAAUCCGGCCGCCGCCUUGGUUUUCCUUUUGCGGGAUGACGUCGUUCAUCUUGGUUGGCUCAACACCAUCGUUUCGGAUUCGAAUUACGGAGGACGGCUGUUUAUAGUCGCGCACUAAUAAAUAAGGUGAAACGCCUCGUUUCAAAGAUUCUCAUCUUCUGAGCUCUGCAUUUCAUUUCUAGAAUGGUUUCUCUGGUUCGAGAUUUUACUAGGGUCAUUGAGGGCCUAAAAAUUGUUCAAAAGAGGUCUUGCAAAACAAAAAAAGCCAAGUUUCAAAUUAACAGAACAUUUUUGAAAAGUCCUUGAAAGCGGAAUCAGCUUUUGUGAAACGCAAAGAACCCUGACUUAGUUAGGACAUUUCUUAUUAAAGAUAUGAGAAGACCGGUUUUUUCGAUAGAAUCAACAAGUUGUUCCUCCAAAAAACUUUGUUAUUUACAUUACCAGUUGGCCUUACACAUCGCUGUAGGGAAGGAGAAGAAGUGGCGGUUGAGGUCAGACGCCUUGGAGUUAAUCUUCUCCUUCGGAACACCCGGACAGCAGCGCUAUUUCGUCGCCGCCUGAUGCGCUCCAGUGCACAGCGGCCGGCUGUAUUAGGGACACACACCAAGGUGUUGUGACCAGCGUUAUUAUUAUUAUUUGUUGGUCGGUUUGACGUGGCGAGAGAGAUUUGAGGGGAAUGGUCAAAAAAAAAGUUCCGAGUUGAUCCAACUUGCUUAACGGUUUUCUUAGAAAUUGUGUUGUGAAGUUUAAAAUUUACUGAAAUUUGCUCAAAUGAGGUCUGGACUAUGAUUCCUUAUAUUCGCUAUAAAGUUGUAGUUAUGAAUUUACUGAUUUUUAACAAAAAUUAGACCUAGGGUUCAUUUUUUCGAACUUACAUUAUAAAAACUGAAAAUUUGACCAGUUAGCAACUAUAAGGGAUCUUUUUCUGGUAAGAAUUUCAAGCAAACCCUGAGAAAAUCCCAAAUUUUGAACUAAAACGAGCAUUUGAACACCAUCCUUCGAUUUCCUGACAAUUUCGGCAGACUUUUUCCUGCGUGUCAGACGGCAUGUCAAUUAACUCGAUCUAACAAGCGUUUGGAGUUGCGCAAACGCCAAUUUCUACGCAAUCCUCAUAAAGACAUAUGUCAUGGGCCAGUGAACACUUGUUGGCUUGGAAAUCGUCGAAGAUCUUAUCAAACCCGGAAAAAAAAAACCAAAAAUCCUUAUUUGAUAUUUUUCAGGAUAGCGCCGAGCACAGAAGAAGUCUGAAGCAUCACAUCAUCCAGCUCUGCAAAGAUGACGCCACUUGUUCAGCCGUUAGUUUUUUUUUUUUCUAAAACGGAGACGAUUUUCUGUCUUUUUGAGAACCAUUUCGAAAAUUUUGAAGUCUCUCCAAAACUUAAUAGGUCGUGCAGAAGUUUUAAAACUUGGAAUGGAUUUUUGAAAAUGAACAAUGUCAUGACCGGUCCCCAUGACGACGCUUUCGAUAUCAAAAAAUUAAAUAUUUUCGGUUUUAAUGAAUUUUCGAGUUUCCUGAGCUUUUUAAUAAUAAUAAUUUAUUCAUACACAAGGUGAAAAUUGUUUUCCUUAAUUUUGAAUGGUUAAGAGGUUUUUUGAAACUAAUUGAAGUCCCACAUAGACAUGUAUUCAACAAAAACUUUCUCGAAUCUAUGAAUUCGAUUUUUCGAGACAGCUAGAAUUAUUCCAUUGAAAGGUACCCUAAACAGUGAUUCAAAUCUUUCCAAAAUCAGAAAAAAGGAAAAAGAAGGCCUGAAAUCUCAAAUAGACUUAUAGCCCAGCUGCAACAUUUUCCCACCUAAAAUCCAAAUGCAAAUGCGCGAGAAGGGCUGAUCACGGCUUAACCCAAGUUGUUUACCCGAAUGCCAUCUACUUUUUUAUUCGUCUACUCGUUUACUGUGUCUAUUGUUUCCCUGUACAAGUUUACCUAGUUGUUUCCCCAGUUUGAAAGGGAAUUAUGAAUGGGCAGAGAUUUGAAAUUUGAGAAAUAUUGACAGAGAUUAACUUCAAAGUUCGAAAUAGAUUUCAAUGUAGAGAAAAAGUUUCAUUUCUUGUAUUUUUUUAUAGAUCUAUAGCGCUUUAAUGACUGCGAAAAACGCGACUGUGAAAAAGGGGUAUUUAUUUUUUUUCAAAUUGGAACCAAUUUACUUUUAAAUUAUAAUUUAGUGACUUUUUAAAAACUGCGCUUUUUACACCUUUUUUUAAAGAUUAAAAAUAGCGCUUAUUAUUAUUAUUUAUUUUUUUCUUAAUUAGUUUUUUUGUUUUCUGAACGGAACUAGCUCAUUGGUUUCGUUUUCCCUAAUAUCUGGUUUGAAAGAUCAGCGGUCAGAAUUCGGUCCACUGUAAAAGGAAAAGGAAGCGUUGCUCGGACAUCUCAUAACAACCAAAUUGGAAAUCAAAUGGCCCGCGAAACCAGACGUCCAUUGGCGUUGAACCCAUUGUGUGAUAGACGGCCAAAAAAUGUGCGCCAUAUGUCUUCGGACGCCUUUUUCGACCAAGGGUACUAAUAAAAAAAAGACAAAGAUGGAAAACGUCUUCUCGAGAUUUUGCUCCUAUUCAAAAAGUAGGAUUGUGAGAACUUUUUCGAAAUAUAGGAGACGCAAAUUAUAUCUUAAAAAUUACUUCUAAAUUAUAAAAAAAUGAACUUUUUUUGACACAUAUUUUUUUAAAAAAAGUCAAUUUUUUUAAGCUCCUAUGAAUGAACUUUCAUAAAAGAAAAACAUAAUAAUAGUUUAUUACCAGAUCAGUAUGAACCCAAACUUUCAAACUUCGCAAAUAGAACCCCAACAGGGCCAAAUUCCAAGAGCGGUUGAUUCUUUAGACUCUUCUUAAUGAAAAUUUGUUUUAUGACCGAACUAGCGGCCGAAAAACGGUUGGGAAUCCUAAAGUUGAUACUUAAAGCAAUACAUAAAAUUCCGAAGAGGCGUGGCCUGUAAUGAGAGCCGAUUCCGACGUACAGCCAAAAGAGAGCCGCGAGCAGAUGUCGUCGCACAUUUUUUAUGGCUCGAUCGUCCACAUAAAGGAUAUCUGACCGCGAUUUGCGAUGAAGAUGUGUUUGAAAGAAAGUCUGAAGUAUUUAUUGACACAACUUGCAAAAAAAUGAUUUUUUUUAAUUUUCUAAUCCUCUUUUUCUGGAAAUUUAUCAUUUUGACGGUUCUCACAUCGUACAAAAAUGUUUCUUUUGAAAUAAAUUCAAAAAAAUAUUUUUUUAAAAAAACCUUCACAUUCUCUAUAUUUAAAAAAAUAUGAAUGGUAUUAUCCUUCACAUAAGUCCAUCUCCAUGAAUUUUCUACUUUUGAAUUUCAACAAAGACUGAAGAAAAUUUCCAACUGUUUGGAGACAUCUGUUCCCGGGCGGCGGGCAUCAAAACGACGCCGGAGAAGCGGUGCUAAUUUUGCUCCGAUGCCAAUUUUACGAUUACGGUAAUUGUCGACGCAAGCGAAGGCACGUAUGCAGAGACAGUCACGCGCACAUGUGGAACAACCGAAUUACGAUCUUUUUCUCUUUCGAAAAAGUCUUUUUGAAGACGAAAAGACUCUAGACGUCAUGAUUAUCGUCGAAUUGUUUUCAAGUGGAAGUCGAGUGGCUGGAAAUAAUUGAGAGCUUCCGCUAACUUCGUUAACACCGUUCAAUGGCGCGUAAUAAUGUUGUGGCUCGCGGCUGAUUUUGACCUAUCCAAGCCUGCAAUUUCAGCCCAGAAUGAUUAUCCCAGAAACAUCACAGUUGAGGUACUUCAAAGUGUGAACUGCGUCUAAAAAAAAAUUUUUUUUUCGUCAAAAAGAGCAGAGCGAAAUUUGCAUAAGGUUGAAAGAAAGUUCCAAAAGUAGCUAGUAUAAAUAGGCAAGGGAUCCCAGAAAAUUAUAAAAAUUUUAUUCAACCGUCAGAUGAGUUCACAAUUCGCGAAAUAAGCAAAUGUUUUCCCCAAUUUUUCAAUCUUUUGAAUUUUUUUAUUUAGCUCAGUAAAAGGCCUACUGGUCCUUGAACUACUUCGAAAAAAGUUGAUGCUAAAUUCGGCGUGUUUCAGUGUGCUGCGCCAUGUCGGGAGACGUUCGACGACGUGAAGGCGUGCAAGAAGACGUGCACGACUUCCGACGACGCUCAGACGUGCGAGAAAAGCUGCGACCAUCUCCACAGCAUCUACAGCGAGAAACCCGGCUCCUGUCCGACCUUCCUCAACACUUCCAACUAUGUAGGCUUUGGGAGAAAACUAAAAUUUUGCCUAAUCGGAAUUUCUCAAUAGAUCUUCUAGAGGUCCAUCUUUCUCAUUUAAGGAGUGCACAGCGCUGUGCCAUUUGGACGGCGACUGUCCGGAGACGUCGAAGUGCUGUUCCUACGGCUGCAGUCGGCAAUGCGUCAGACCGAAGGCCAGCGACGUCAAACUGCUGCCCAUCCCGAGGAACAUCACCGUCCAGGAACGCAAACGCAAAAGGUAUCUUGAAGCUCUUCGUCAAGGUCUUAUGAUGUCGUUCAGGUCGAUAAUCAUCCGAUGGGCGACCGGAAGACUCUCCAAGGACCAGGCCAACAGCAACUCCAACUUGUUCCUGGUGCAGUGGCGCUGGGGCCUCCACACCGACGAUUCGGCGAUGACCGACUGGCAGACCGUCACUGUUGUCAGUUUAUCUAUCUUUGAAUUCGUUGAAAAACAGGACGUCUUAUCUUUCAGAAAUCAAUCAAUCAAUCAGUAUUGAUUUAGUUGUUCUAAUCAUAGAUGUAAUCACAGAGAAGUGAGAAGGUAAAAAAUGAAAAUAAAUUCAAAAAAAAAAAAUCAACUAAAGGGGUCAUGAAUGCUUUUUUUCAGAGAAAUAAGCCCUACGCGAUCCUGAAACACUUGCUGUCGCCUGGAAGGUUCUACGAGUUCCGGAUAGCCGCCGUUUCGAAAGAUGGAAGUCUUGGGUACAGUGUCCACUCCACUCCUUUCAAAAUCUCUAAAGGUUACCCAGAAAAUAGAACCUUUCUUCAAAAAAACCUUCUUAGAAGCCAAAGCUCCCCCGCCGCCCAAGGACAUUUCUCUGGGAGCGGCUCGUUUGACGCCAGUUGGCCUCUGGAAUCAACUCGUUCAGUGGCACCCGCCUCCGAGCGACUUGCCGAUCAAAAACUAUCAAGUAUUCCGUGAAAUCCUGCUUCGGAGUUGACAUACUUGUUCAGAUAUCUUGGGCGGUCUCGUCCAAGGCCGAGGCAGACGCUUUCGAAGAAAUGAUGAGGAGGAAGGCCGUGCUGGAAACUCCGGAGAAACGGAGUCUCGACGACGACGAAGAGGCCUGGAGCAUCGACGGGAGGUAGAUUUCAGCUCUGAAAGAAUCAAAACACCAUUUUCAAAAAGAGAGGAAAAAAUGGUUUUCUUGUUUUUGUCAACGAAGAAAAAAAUAUACAAUUUGGAAGAAUGUGACUAUUUCAUUCCGAAUGAUGUUCAGAGACCGGCACUCGGUGAUCGUUCCCAGCCACUCGACCCACACCGAAGUCUCCGGACUUUUCCCGAACUCGGUCUACAUCGUCGAAGUGCACGCUUCGGUCGACAGCACCGAAGGAGAAUUGCACGGCGAGAAAGGCGUCGUCUUCGUGAGGACGGCCGAUUCGACGGUCGCCGUCAUCGAGUCCUCGACGAGCAAAUCCGAAGACGACGAUGACGCGGGCAAGGAGAGCGAAGAGUUGACCGUAGAAGCCGAGAAACCGACCCUCGACGUCAGUACUAUCAGCAGCAACCACGUCGUCGAACCUUCCCUCGAAAUUCAGAAGCCGUUCUUCGAUGGAGAGCUUCAGGUAAAUCUUUCAGUCAUGACCUUCUGAAACCACGAAUUUUCAGACGAACCUGAACUGGUUGAACUCGGCGUCGUGCUCGCCCAAAAAGAAGCGAUUCGUGGUGCGAGUCCGGAAAACACUUUGCAGGGAGUACCAGCCGAAUCACCACUCUGACACUAGGUAAGUGAAGUGAGAGUUCGAAAUUAUGAAUUUAAAAAAAAAAAUCGAACUCAAGUAUAUGAGAAUUCAACAACGCCAUGUUUCAGAUGGCACGACGUUCAAGUGGACGAAUGCGUCGCAUCGCUGAAAGGCCUGUCUUUCGACUGCGACUACAAGGUGGAAGUUAGCGAAGCGGCGACCGGCAAGCCGAUCGUCGACGGCGUCUUCGCGACUGAAACCUGCGAACAGACGACGUCGCUGUCGCCGAUCCCCUGCGCGACGCUCACCUCGCCCAUCACGUGCCACGUCAGCGACCGCUCAGCCCGCUGCCACUGGCCGCGACACCACGACCCCAUGGAUACAGUAAUCGGCUACCGUAUCCUGCUGGCCUCGCCGAUCAGCCACGACACCAACAUCACCAUCAAUCAGCCGCAGUUGCGCGAGGUCCGCUACGAGGACCUAAGGCCCGGCGUCGUCUACACGGUCGAAGUGCAGUCCAUCACGAACCGAGGCCUCGGUCGGACCGUCUCCACGCAAUUCAUGACGUCAGACCACUUGGACCACACCUUCAUCGAACGGUUCCCAGGUGGAGAGAUCGUUGAGCUCCCUCUAGAGUCUAGCACUUCUUCAAGAGUUUUGCUCCUUUCUUUCGUCAUUAUUCUGUUGCUUAGGUUAUGGUGAAUUCAGAAUUCGUCCGCAUGAUUUUAAGCUGCGUCAAUGUGCAACCGUGA
Messenger RNA from Caenorhabditis auriculariae, 15678 nucleotides. The record is from the annotation of a GenBank genome assembly. Lineage: Eukaryota; Metazoa; Nematoda; Chromadorea; Rhabditida; Rhabditidae.